This is a messenger RNA of Charadrius vociferus (killdeer), 1448 nucleotides long. RefSeq names its product zinc finger protein 513 (gene ZNF513). The transcript has 3 exons. The record is from RefSeq and is a predicted model, not a curated record. Gene Ontology annotation, molecular function: DNA-binding transcription factor activity, RNA polymerase II-specific; RNA polymerase II transcription regulatory region sequence-specific DNA binding. Gene Ontology annotation, biological process: regulation of transcription by RNA polymerase II. The coding region runs from base 1 to 1272 and encodes 423 amino acids. Lineage: Eukaryota; Metazoa; Chordata; Aves; Charadriiformes; Charadriidae. Gene Ontology annotation, cellular component: nucleus.
AUGACUGUUGCUGUCACCACGGACUCUGCCCGGCAGAACAGCAGGAGCCAGAGCAGCAGCAACGGCUGCACCGACCCCACAGAUAUCAGCUGUCCGGCCAGCAGGUGCGGGCUGCAGCUGGCCGCCAGCCUGGGGCAGAGCUGCCUGCAGUGCGCCGGCACCGAGGGGGGCCGCAGCCAGCGCAUCGUCUACUCCUGCCAGCUCUGCCCCUUCGCCUCCCACUACUCCAGCCACCUCAAGCGCCACAUGAAAACACACAACGGGGAGAAGCCGUUCGCGUGCCCGCAGUGUGCCUAUGCCUCUGCCCAGCUGGUGAACCUGACCCGACACCUGCGCACGCACACCGGGGAGAAGCCCUACCUCUGCACGAGCUGCAGCUUCGCCUGCAGCAGCCUGGGCAACCUCAAACGCCACGAACUAGUCCACAGCCAGGACAAGCCCUUCCAGUGCGCUGCCUGCGACUAUCGCUGCAACCAGAGCCGCAACCUGAAGCGGCACAUGCUCAGCCACCGCCUGCCUGCAGGCGAGGAGCCACACCAGCGGGACAAGGACCCAGGGGGCACCGGCCCCUUCCUGCCCGGCUGCACUCGGCUGCGGGGUGAGGAGGCAGCUGCGCUGCCCGAGCUGCUCUUCCCCUUCACGUGCCGCAUGUGCGGGCUGGUGCUGGACGACGGGUUCGCGCAGGAUGAGGGCCUGGCUGAGCAGGUCUGUGGGCGCUGCAGCCUGGCGGUGCUGGGCACCGAGCCGGGCGCCAGCCCCCGCAAGGCCACUGGGGACAAAGGCUUCGCCUGCAGCCUCUGCUCCUUUGUCACCCACUACCCCAACCACUUGGCACGGCACAUGAAGACGCACAGUGGGGAGAAGCCGUUCGUCUGCCCACUCUGCCCCUACGCCUCUGCCCACCUCGACAACCUGAAGAGGCACCAGCGAGUGCACACCGGCGAGAAGCCCUACAAGUGCCAGCUCUGCGACUACGCCUGUGGCAACCUGGCCAACCUCAAGCGUCACGGGCGCAUCCACUCUGGCGACAAGCCCUUCCAGUGCAGCCUCUGCAGCUACAGCUGCAACCAGAGCAUGAACCUGAAGCGGCACAUGCUGCGACACACGGGCGAGAAGCCCUUCCAGUGCCGGGACUGCUCCUACACCACUGGCCACUGGGACAACUACAAGCGCCACCAGAAGAUCCACGGCCACACGGCUGAGAGCUGGGUAAACCCGCGUACUGCCAAAGCCCUCCUGGCCCCUCCAGCCGUGGGCACAGCCCUGCCCUGAGACAGCACUUAGCCCGGCUGCGGGGGCGCCCAGCCCUGCGUCGGGCCGGGGUGCCUCAGCCCUGGGGCACCCAGCCGCAGCCCCUGCCCUCCCUGGGGGAGGGACGGGCAACAGACUCCAUGGGGGGCUCAGGGCUGCCUUACGUAGGGCCUGCGGGCGCUCCGGGGUCUCCAGCA